GGGAGGAGGAAGGAAGAGGAAGAGCGGACAGGGAGGAGGAAGGAAGAGGAAGAGCGGACAGAGAGGAGGAAGGAAGAGGAGGAGAUGAAAGGAGAGGAAUCACAAAUCCAGAACCUUCUCCAGCUUCCAGUGAGACACAAGAUCCCUCUGCAGCACAUCCCCAGGAGAGAAGCCACCAUCUGUAAUGUGGACUCCAUGCUCCUGUUCCCGUCAGCUUCCUCUGAGAACUACGUCACCUUCUCCCGGAGCUUCCCUGCUCUUCCAGAACUCUCCGUGUGCCUGUGGCUCCGCGUCGACGUCGGGUACGUAGGAACGCUCCUCUCUUAUGCCACGGAAGACAACGACAACAAACUAGUCCUAUACGGACGCAACUCCUCCUCCUCCUCUUCCUCCACCCCCAGCCGAGCAACCCUGGACUUCGUGGUGGAAGACCCUGCGUACCGUGAGCUCCCUGUGGACGCUGUGCUGGAUGGGUGCUGGCACCACCUCUGUGUCCUCUGGUCCUCGAUCCAGGGACGAUUCUGGCACUACACCGACCGGCGCCUGACCUCCGCAGGGUCACGGUUCAAGAAGGGUUACGAGGUGCCGGGAGGGGGGAUGGUGGUGUUGGGAGCAGAGCAGGACAGCCAGGGGGGAGGGUUUGAUCCCACCGAGGGGUUUGUGGGGCGCCUGGCGGGGUUCACCGUGUGGGACAGGGUGUUGAGUCCUGGGGAGGUGACAGGGGUGGCUAUGGGGAGGGGGGUACCCCGGGGGGUGGUGCUCGAGUUGGGGGACGUUGACGGAGUUCAUGGAGAGGUGCAGCAGGUAGCCUGCGAGUGCCUGGAACACUGUAGCUGAGACGUCUGAUUCCAAACCGUCCCUCAUCCCUCGUCCCUCGUCCCUCAUCCCUCGUCCCUCAUCCCUCGUCUCUCAUCCCUCGUCCCUCAUCCCUCGUCCCUAUAGGAACUCCUAGAUCUACAGUGUGGUCCUUUAGGGCAGAGUGGGCUGGUUUUUACUCCUCUGUACUUGAUUGAUCAAUUAAGCUAAUUGAUUUCCCCUCACCUGGUUGUCCAGGUCUUAAUUGUGCGUCAAUUAAAAAUAAAUAAUAACAAAUAACAGCAACCAGCCUGGGGGGUUGACUUGGGAUUCAGCUGUCUAAAUGUUUUAAUAUCAAACAAUUAACUACCAGGGAGAAUGAAGACCGGCAGAACUGCCCCUCGGACUUAAUGUGGACCUGGAUUGAAAGAGGAACACUUCUCUAACCUUAAACAGUGCCACUGACACACUGUAAAAUGAGCAUGUGAAUGAAAGACAUUAAUUAUUACUUAAAGCAAUGUUGUUAUAUGGCUAAACAGACUAUUUCAUGUCAUAUAUAUUGUUACCCAGCAACAGACAGAGAGAGAAACAGACUUACAGACAGAGAGAGACAGACAGAUACAGACUUAGACAGAAAGACAGACAGAUACAGACUUAGACAGAGAUACAG
Oncorhynchus kisutch (coho salmon) is the source of this 1465-nucleotide messenger RNA. Its product is annotated as pentraxin-4. The coding region runs from base 85 to 837 and encodes 250 amino acids. The transcript has 2 exons. NCBI's taxonomy places the organism in Eukaryota, Metazoa, Chordata, Actinopteri, Salmoniformes, Salmonidae. The record is from RefSeq and is a predicted model, not a curated record.